Messenger RNA from Hyla sarda, 7697 nucleotides. RefSeq names its product dual specificity tyrosine phosphorylation regulated kinase 1A (gene DYRK1A). Gene Ontology annotation, cellular component: nucleus. The record is from RefSeq and is a predicted model, not a curated record. Gene Ontology annotation, molecular function: protein serine/threonine/tyrosine kinase activity; transcription coactivator activity; protein serine/threonine kinase activity. The transcript has 12 exons. NCBI's taxonomy places the organism in Eukaryota, Metazoa, Chordata, Amphibia, Anura, Hylidae. Bases 805 to 3072 code for a protein of 755 amino acids. Gene Ontology annotation, biological process: positive regulation of DNA-templated transcription; protein autophosphorylation; peptidyl-threonine phosphorylation.
UUUUGUCCGUCGCUUUUUUUUUUUUUUUUUUUCUUCAAAACCCGGGUUCCGUUCCCGCCCGAAUACAUAACGUCAUCGAUAUUAAAAGAAAUAACAAUAAUAAUAUCUCUAAAAUAAAUUAAAAAAAAUGACAUAUAGGUAUUGAACCGGUUGUCGUGACUGGAAUAUGACGGUGUUACAGUGUAGGCGGGAGGGGGUGUAGAUGGCGCGGGGAGUCUCCUCAGGAUGGCGGUGGGGGCGGGCGGUGUUGUUGUUGUCACGGCUCCGGUGCUGCUGGUAGGUGUCGGUGUGUGAGGAGGCGGAGGUGGUUUCCCUGUCCUCCCUCCUCCUCCUGCUUUUCCCUCCUCCUCCUCUCUUGCUCCGCAGCUUUGGAAACGCGCGCCAUUUUGUGCCUCCCCCUUCCCCCCUCCCUUCCUUCUCCCUCCAUCCUGUAUACGGCCGGGACCCGAGGAACAACCGCCGCCUCCUCCUCCUCCCCGCAGCAGCAGCAGCAGUGGUGUCAGCAGCAGUAGCGGCGGCAGUAUCAGCGGCGGACAGUGCGGGAUCUCCAGCCCCGGGAUAUGAGCGGCGGGGUGCGGGGAGAGCUGGGGAUGCGGAGCGGGAGGGCUAUGUGAGGAGACCGGGCAGCAGCAGCACCAUCAUCACCGCCGCCUCCUCCUCCUCUCAGGCCCCGGGCCCCCGCCGCCGCCGAUGUGACUGGACGAGAGCUGCAGCGUCUGGCGGGCAGCACGGGAGGACACGGUGUUGCGGUUUGCUGCUGGACUCUCCCCUCCAUUCACAGGAUAUGAGACUUGAAAGAAGACGAUGCAUACAGGAGGAGAGACUUCAGCAUGCAAACCGUCAUCUGUCCGGCUUGCACCCUCAUUUUCAUUCCAUGCUGCGGGUCUACAGAUGGCUGGACAAAUGCCACACUCUCAUCAGCAGUACAGUGACCGGCGUCAGCAGAACUUAAAUGACCAACAAGCAUCUGCCUUAUCUUACAAUGACCAGAUUCAGCAACCGUUGGCUAACCAGCGACGGAUGCCCCAAAACUUUCGUGAUCCAACUGCAGCGCCAUUGAGGAAACUGUCAGUUGACUUGAUCAAAACUUACAAACAUAUAAAUGAGGUCUACUAUGCAAAAAAGAAGCGGCGGCAUCAACAAGGACAAGGCGAUGACUCCAGUCACAAGAAGGAAAGAAAGGUUUACAAUGAUGGUUACGACGACGACAACUAUGACUACAUUGUGAAAAAUGGCGAGAAGUGGAUGGAUCGCUAUGAAAUAGACUCUUUGAUUGGAAAAGGUUCCUUUGGCCAGGUUGUGAAGGCAUACGACCGCGUGGAGCAGGAGUGGGUGGCUAUUAAAAUCAUUAAGAACAAGAAAGCUUUCCUAAAUCAAGCCCAGAUUGAAGUACGACUUCUCGAGCUGAUGAACAAACAUGACACUGAGAUGAAAUACUACAUAGUGCAUUUAAAGCGUCAUUUUAUGUUCCGAAACCACCUCUGCCUCGUGUUCGAAAUGCUUUCAUACAACCUCUACGACUUACUACGUAACACCAACUUCCGAGGUGUUUCUUUGAACCUGACGCGAAAGUUUGCACAGCAGAUGUGCACUGCACUACUAUUCCUGGCUACUCCUGAACUUAGUAUCAUUCACUGUGACCUAAAGCCUGAAAAUAUCCUGCUCUGUAAUCCCAAGCGAAGCGCCAUUAAGAUUGUUGAUUUUGGAAGCUCGUGCCAGCUAGGGCAAAGGAUAUACCAAUAUAUUCAGUCUCGUUUUUACCGGUCUCCAGAGGUUUUACUGGGAAUGCCUUAUGACCUUGCGAUUGACAUGUGGUCCCUCGGUUGCAUUUUAGUUGAAAUGCAUACCGGAGAGCCCCUCUUCAGUGGAGCCAACGAAGUCGACCAGAUGAAUAAAAUUGUGGAAGUCUUGGGAAUACCACCUGCUCACAUCCUCGACCAAGCACCAAAAGCCAGAAAGUUCUUUGAAAAGAUGCCAGACGGCAUUUGGAACUUAAAGAAGACCAAAGACGGAAAAAAGGAAUACAAAUCACCAGGAUCCCGGAAACUUCAUAAUAUCCUUGGAGUGGAAACUGGAGGACCAGGAGGUCGACGUGCAGGGGAAUCGGGUCACACUGUAGCGGACUACUUGAAGUUUAAAGACCUAAUUUUAAGGAUGCUAGAUUAUGAUCCUAAGACACGGAUUCAACCAUACUAUGCUCUGCAACAUAGUUUCUUUAAGAAGACUGCUGACGAAGGUACAAACACAAGUAAUAGUGUAUCUACAAGUCCAGCUAUGGAACAGUCCCAAUCGUCAGGAACCACCUCAAGCACAUCAUCUAGCUCAGGUGGCUCUUCUGGGACAAGUAACAGUGGAAGAGCGAGGUCUGAUCCGACUCAUCAGCACAGACAUAGCGGAGGGCAUUUUACUGCUGCUGUACAAGCUAUGGAUUGUGAGACACACAGUCCUCAGGUUCGACAACCGUUUCCUCCACCGGUGGGUUGGACUGUCACUGAAGCCCCCACACAAGUUACCAUUGAAACCCACCCAGUCCAAGAAACCACAUUUCAUGUCCCCCCUUCACAGCAAAAUGUACCACAUCAUCAUGGGAAUAGUGCCCAUCACCACCACCAUCAUCACCACCCCCACCACCAUCAUGGACAGCAAUCUUUGGGUAGCCGGACGAGGUCCAGGAUCUACAACUCUCCUUCGAAUAGCUCCUCCACCCAAGAUUCUAUGGAUGUUGGGCACAGCCACCACUCCAUGACAUCUUUGUCUUCCUCAACUACUUCUUCCUCAACAUCUUCCUCGUCUACUGGCAACCAAGGCAAUCAGGCCUACCAAAAUCGCCCCAUGGCUGCUAAUACCUUGGACUUUGGACAGAAUGGAACUAUGGAUGUUAAUUUAACAGUCUAUUCCAAUCCUCGCCAAGAGACUGGCAUUGCUAGCCAUCCGACGUACCAAUAUUCUGCGAAUACAGGCCCUGCCCACUAUGUAAAUGAGGGACAUCUGACAAUGAGGCAAGGAAUUGAUAGAGAAGAGUCUCCCAUGACAGGAGUUUGUGUUCAGCAAAGUCCUGUGGCUAGCUCGUGACUAAAUUCAAUUUAGGUUUGUUUUUUGUGUGGUUUAUUUUUAUUUUUUUCUCCUUUCAUUUUAUUUACUUUUUAGUGGUGUAAAUUUUUUUUUGUUUUUGCGUCUUUUUUUUUUUUUUUUGUUUUUCCAUAAAAAAAAACAAAAGAGAAAAAAAAACAAAGUGCAAAAGCUGCUUUAAUCAGAAGGAGAUAAACACACUUAACCGCUACAACAGGGAAAAGCUGACUAUUUUUUUAAACUUGAAAUGAUUGCAAAGGGACAAUGAAGCUGAAACAAUUUUUAUUUUUUUAAGAGCUGUGUCCAAAUCCACCUUAUUGGAAAAGCUCCGAGGUUACCGCCUCUCCUUUUGCUCCCUAUACCCCCCUCCUCCCAUUUAACUCUGUACACAUUGCAAUUAUUUUAUAAAAAAAAAAAAAAAAAUUAUAUAUGUAUUUGUACAUACAUAUAUGUAUUUGUAUAUUUUAACCAUAGUAAGUUAUACUGAACAUAGUCAGUUGCCAACAUGAUUUAAAAAUAAAUAAAUUAAAAAAAGCGUUAUAAAACUAAUGUAUCCCCCCAACCCACACAACCCCUUCUUUACAUGUCCAACAAAAAGAUGGUCGCAGACAGAUGCAGUACUGUAAGGAAGGACCUUCUGCAAAAUCCAUAGGGACGGUUAAAUUGUUGCGCUGAACAGUCUACAUGCAAACUGGCGGUUAUGAGCGUCUCCUAGUGCGAAUCUGGAAACAGAAAGCAGCCAUUUUACAUGGGAAUACAUGGGUCGUGUGAUUAGAAGUCCAGUCAGCUAAAAAACAAAAAAGUCAACCUGUCUUGUUAUGUUUUUUUAAGGUGCACUGAAAAGCAAUCAGCCGGUCGGUCAUGGGGAGGUCUAAGUGUUGGUAUAACCUUUGGCCUUAUGGAAUUGGACUCUAAGUUUUAAGAGCCUGCCAUUUCAGAUGCAAUCACUCUCGGACAUGUUUUUGCAGACAGUCCUUAAUGCUGAAACACAGAAUGGGGUAAUUCAAGAGGCCUUUCUUUAAAAAAAAAAUAAAAAAAAAAAUAUAUAAAAAUAAAAAAUAGACUUUUGUGACCCACUAAUUGAAGAGGGUUUUUUGUUUUAUUUUUUUAUAUAUAUUUUUUUUUCCUCUAAGGUCACUUUGCGUGUGUCAUAAAGCUGACUUCCUCAAUGGUCAAAGGAUCAGAUAACUAGUGGUUUGCAUUCGAUGGAAAUAGCUACACGUGUCGUUUCCUGCCUUUUUUUUUCUCUCUCUCUCUCUCUCUCUCUCUCUCUCUCUCUCUCUCUCUCUCUCUCUCUCUCUCUCCAUUUUAUUUAAAUUGGGGUUUCCUUUGUUUUGUUUAACGACUUGCUUUUUUUUUUUUUCUUUUUUAAGCACGUGGUAUCUCCACCAUUACUUCUGCACAAAGAUGUCUUCUGUUCAUCUUAAAUGUUUUUAAAAAACAAAAUGACAAAAAAGAAAUGCAGAAUUUUAUGUGACUGCUUAUUUUUUGCCUCACAAUUAUGCUGUGAAUUUUACAAAAAAUGUUUUUUUUUUUUUUGUUUUUUUUUUUUUUUUGAUAAUUUAUUGUUACCAAAGCUGUUUUUAUAGCACAUAGAUGUCUGUAACCAAUAAUGUAGCAGUAUCGCACUUUGACACAAGGCGUACAUUAGAGCAUUUUUUUUCCCUUCAGUUUGACUAUUCUGGCUGUAUUAUAGCUUCAACAAAACUGGAACUGUUGUCAAAACCGAUUAGCGAAAUUUCUGCAGUAAUUUCUGUACCGAACAUUGAAUGAACCUUGUCUUAGUGUCUCACGCAAUCAUCCGAAAUAUUCAGGCUGUCAGAGGUAUAAAGCGAUUAUUCAUGAGUAUUAAAAGUUUUCUAUCAUUUUUAAAGGUUUUAAGGGAAUUGCUUGGCUUCCAAUUUUUUUUUUUUUUUUUAUAAAAAAAAAAAAAACUAAAAAAAAUUAAAGAAUGUUACAUAUAGACCCGAGUUGCUUUUAGCCCGAGAUUUGGGUUCAUGUGAAUUGAGUUUUUUAUAUUUUUAUUGUUUAUUUUAAAGUGUAAUACAGUUUUAUACAAUAUACUUUUACAUCUGUGUUUGUGCAUAACCCCAGGAUAGGAUCCAGCACAUAAAAUGUUAUACAAAGGUGGUGGACAAGGAGGGCCUUCUGUGUGUUAACACAAUGGGGCAAGUAUUUCUGGGCAUAUCUAGGUUACAAGGAAUAUUUGAGUUGUGUGUGAACACUUUGGCUGCCCAGUAAUAUUGGUAUCUUUUCUUCAGGAUACAGCACAUGAUGACUACGCUACAUUUGAUGCGAUAAAAAUAGUUUUUUCAGUAGGCUGCCAUAUCCUUCACAUGGUCAGCAGAUCUGGCCAGAAUCAUGCAUAGCUAGAUUUGAGGGUUUUGGUAAUCCUCUCAAAAGUAUGUUCACCACCACCAUAUUGUUUUUUAUUUUUAUUCUCUCACUUUUGUCAUUGGGUGUCACAGACGCCUUAGGCUAUGUUCACACAGAAGAAUGUCCGGGUGAAAUUCCGCAUGAAUAUUCCGCAUGGACAUUCUGCGGCAACAUUGAUUUUAAUGGGAUUCUGCUGCGUUGUUCACACGGCAGAUUUUGCCAGAUGUUUCUAGCGCAGAAAUUCUUAUUUCGAUGCACACAGAACGAAUAGACAUGUCUAAUCUUUCUGCGGAUACAGCAAGGAAAUGCAUUGGCAUCUAUAAAACGGCACAUUUCCGUGCCGUCCUAGUGCCCACAGGUUAGUCAAAUGUGCGGAAUGUCCGCACCAGUUUUUUGUGCCAACAUUCCUCAAUUUUUUUGCCUGUGUGAACAUAGCCUUAAUCUCAGCUGUGCUUUCCAAUGAUCUUGACGAGUAUUUUACUUUAAGGACUAGUGUGUUUAAAAAAUAUAAAGCUGCAAAAAUGCUGUGUGAACAUACCUCAAGGCAGCUGGAUUUGGUGACUAAUUGAAAGUUCUUAAUGGGUCAUUCGGUCAUACUAUUUGUUACAUCUUUCAUUUCUUUAAAUUGUUUCACUGUACUUAACUCCAAACACACACACUCAGGCAACAGGAUACCAGUUUAAAGGGGUAUUCCGACCAUACAUAUUAUCCCCUAUUCUUUGGAUGGAUAAGAGGUCUAUGACUGAAAUACCCCUUUAAAUCUCCGUACAACGUCUUGGCCCAAGACUAAAGCGAUCAGACUUGCUGGAAGUCCCUUUUGGGCUAAGUUGUCGGGGGACUUAAACGGGUGUCCUGCAGCCAGACUAAUGUCACAGUUACGCUUUUAAACAAAAAGGUUAAAAGUGUAGUUUUUUUCAGUUUAUUUUAUUCAAUGACUUUGGGUUACUAGCCUUAUGAUUGGAUUUUAUAUUACCUGUUUUUUAAUGUUCUAUCAAAGGCCUUGAUUCAGUUCAGAAAAAUCUUUGACUUUUCUAAAGUCUGCUCUUCCAUUACAUCAGGGCGGCACCGGUCUCUACAAAAAAUCUUUAGAUUUUUUUUAUUUAUUUUUUGGUUCCAGGUAUUCAAAAGAUUGAUCUCUUAAAAUGCUAAAAAUUUGAGAUUUUUGGCUAUCCAUGUAAUAUAAUCUCUGCAUGGCUACAUUUUACAGUAUAUUUAAUUUUUUUUGUUUUACUUUAUAGUUUUUUUUUUUAAAACAGUUAAAAAUACAAUUUAAAGUAAAUGUAAAAAAUAUAAAUUUAAAUAUAAAUUAAAGUAAAACAUUUACUUUAUAAUUUCCUACAUCUUUUAACUUUUUUUAAGUUUUACUUUUGUUUUAAAAUAUAUUAUAUUUGGUAACACAAAGUAUAAAAAUAUAAUUUAAGCGAAAAAGUAGGAAACCAAGUAAUAGGAAAUUCAGUUAAAUAUUUUUACCUUUUAUUUUUUACUUUUUUGUUUUACAUUAUAGUAAAACAGUAUAAAAAUGAAAGUAAAAGGUAGGAAAAAUAAAAUAUAAAGUAAAACAAAGGGAAGGGGAAAUGGUAGGAUUAAGAAAAUAUUUUUACUAUUGAUAUGACUCUUUAGACAGUAACUCCUGAUCCCAUAUCUUAGAAAAAAGUUGUUUCGAGUAAAGCCUAACAUGCAUUUAAAGGGGGAAGAGGAUCAGAUUUUCUACUUUGGUUAUUUUAUACUAUAAUGGCUAUAGCUAUAUUAAAUUAUUUAUUUAAAAAAAAAAAAGCCUUCUGCAGUGUACAAAAACAUUUCCUAAAUUUGACGCAAAGAUCAAUCUUUUCCAUACAGUCUCCAAUGGAUCUUGAGGUUGUUACUCUGAAUUUACCCAUGUGAUGGCCACUAAUAUUUCCUCAUAUGGUAUAUAUAUUGAAAAGUCUGUACCCUAUGACAACUCUUCCAUUUAUUUUAUUUUUUCCCCCUAAAUGUCACACAAAAUAGAACCACCAGCUUCAUCAUAGUACAGUCCAGUUUUGUCUGCUUUUCUACACAGUUUGGUUACAGGACGUCUGUGCAUUGUAAAGAAACAGCAUGGGAAAAAUAAAAAACAUUUAAAAAAAAAAAAAGGUACCUAUACCUGUGUUCAGAUUGUACGAUCUAGUCCGGACUUGCUGUGUAUAUUGUAACGUUAAAUGACAAAAAAGAAAGAAAACGCCCUUUGUAUUAUAGUCAUGCAGUCUUAUGUAUGAUAAACAGUUGAAUAAUUU